ACUUUAGUUACUGUUCGCCUUAAUUAUCAGAAGAUGUCUCUCUUUGCCAAUUAUUUUAUGUUUUGUAGUGUUUGCUAGUUUGGGAUUAGUUUUUACAAAUAUUUAUGUAACGGUUAGUUCAAAUAGUAUUUUUAAUGCACUGCCAAUACCACUGCAGUUUCCAUAACUGUCACGACCAACAAACUUAAUGCAGACCAAGGCUUAGGAUUACGAGACUUCUCAUACUCAUAUAAUAGUCUCUCCAACUCAAUGCUUGUAAAUUUUUGCCAUGCUGGGGGUUUGCAUUGAAGUAACCACCCUUGCCGCAUGAGUUCUGAAAACAUGAAGCUUCUAAAAGUUAAAAGAAAAACUAAAUCGUGCAGUAUUAUCUUCAAUGGAGUUAAACAAGUGGAAUCUUUUCUGUUUGCUGGAACCUGAGUUUGCUGAAACAAUUCAGACUGUUUGUGUGUUUGGGAACCUGGGCAACGAGGCCCUGAUCGUCACGAGGUCGGACGACGUGUACGCGAUCGGCUGCAAUGCGGCGGGCUGCCUCGGGCUGGGCGACCUUCAGGCCACCCUGGUGCCCAAGAAGGUGGAAGCACUCUGCCAGAAGGGCGUGCAAGGCUUCGCGUACGGCUCGGGCCCCCACGUGGUGGCGUUCACCAGCGCGGGCCACAUGUUCUCGUGGGGGCACAACGGCUACUGCGAGCUGGGCAACGGCACCACCAACCAGCUGCUGGUGCCCUCGCCAGUCGCCGCCAUGUCCUGCAAGGAGGUCGUGGACGUGUCCUGCGGCAGCCACCACUCCCUGGCCCUCACCCGGGACGGAGAGGUGUUCGCUUGGGGGCAGAACAACUGUGGCCAGGUGGGUUCUGGGAUGAGCACCAACCAGAUCGCCCCGAGGAAGGUCAACUCCGCCCUCAGCGGCAAGAGAGUGAUCUCGAUCGCCUGCGGCCAGACGUCCUCCAUGGCGGUCGCGGAGAACGGCGAGGUGUACGGCUGGGGCUACAACGGCAACGGCCAGCUGGGGAUCGGCAACAACGUGAACCAGCUGAACCCGUGCCGGGUGAGCGGCCUGCAGGACAAGGUGGUGGUGAAGGCGGCGUGCGGCUACGCCCACACCCUGGCGCUGACCGACGCGGGGGAGCUGUUCGCGUGGGGUGCCAACAGCUACGGCCAGCUGGGGACGGGCAACAAGUCCAACGUCAGCUCGCCCGUCCGCAUCGCCGCCGACAUCGGCAGGAUUGCCGACAUUGCAGCGACCCACUACGGCCACAUAUCCGCGGCGAUCACCCAGAACCUCAAGGUGUACAUGUGGGGGCAGUGCCGCGGCCAGAUAGUGGCGGUGCCCACGGAGACACCCUUCACGACCAUGUACGACGUGUUCGCCUGCUUCGCCACCCCGAGCGUCAUGUGGCGGCCCAUGCGGGUCAACAUGGAGGCGGGGAGGAAGUUUGCGGAUUGCUUCCGGACCGUCUUCGAUGAUUCGGGCUCGAGCGACCUGACCAUCGUGGUGCACGGCCGGCCCAUCUACGUGCACAAGCUGGUCCUGAAGGUGCGCUGCCAGUACUUCCGCAACAUGUUCCAGGCCAGCUGGGAGGAGAACAACAAGAAUGUGCUGGAGAUCGACCAAUACUCCUACGAUGUGUACAGGGCGUUCCUGCUGUACCUGUACACAGAUGAAGUGUGUCUGACGCCAGAGAAGGCAUUAGAGCUGCUGGACCUGGCCAACGCCUACUGCGAGACGCACCUCAAGAAGACCUGCGAGGAGAUCAUCAAGCACGGCAUCAGCAUCGACAACGUCGCGAUGCUGUACGCCACGGCCAUCACCUACCAGGCCAAGGAGCUGGAAGAGUUCUGCUUCAGGUACUCCCUGAACCACAUGACUGGCAUCGUCCAGACGGAGAGCUUCGCCCUGCUGGAUGAGCAGAUCCUCAAGGACUUCAUCGUGAAGGCCGCCAGGAGCGGGGUCUUCAAGUCCUAGUGGCGUUUGAGGCGGGGGCUCCCGCGCUGUCUCCGAUCCGCCGUCGCGGAGCCGAGUUUGGCCUCUGUUGAGUCGUUUAGUCAGGGGCCGUGCUUAUCGACCAACGUUCCUCGCGGUGUUGAAGUGCAUUUUAAGUAAACCUUGCAAGUUGCCUGCAGUUAUCUUUUCUGCAUCAUCGAAUGAACAUCGCCACCUCUAAAUCCCUCUGCACCAAAUUUUAAACUUUCAGUGCAAUUUCAUAUCGUAAUAAGCUGUGAAAAUUUUAGUUAAAACUGAGUCUGGGUCGUUUUCUUAGCUGUAAAAUGAAAGCACCAUGUUUACACUUUUUUUUUGUAAACUUUGUUUAAGAAAAUUCUGAAUAAUUUUAUAACUUGAUCUCAUUUUACUGUAAAAUAGUGUUAAUGUUUUUCUGUGUUUGUGGCGUUUUUGUGUCGAAUUUGUGCAUGUUGCAAUUCAGCUACGAUUUAUUGUUUCGUGUUAGAUUUUCAUCAGAGUUUGUAAUAACCAACAUCUCAUUUGUAAUUGAGCAUAAAAUCACCGUUUGUGUGGUCAUUCAAUGUUGGUAUUAUUUUAUAAAUGGUGUGUGAGUCUAGUAAUUUUCCUGAAACAUGUCAUGAGGAUGAUUAAUGUGAGUUGGUUCCACAAAUUUCAGUAUUACUUUACGUGAGUUAAGACUGAUUAGGCCCUGGACUGUAAAUGUUCUUCUUCUCAUCUGAUUGUUUCAUUGUAGUGGAGGAUGCAGUUUUGUAAGUUUUGUACAGAUUCGGUCUUUAUAACAUUGAAAUCGUGAAAUCUUUCGAUAGUAAUAUAAGUACGUAGAGAUGUGAAAAUUCUUAAGUAUAUUAGUUAAUAAUGUAUUUAAACUUAUAACUGGUGCACAUUUGAAGAAAAUAAGUUCGCAGCCAACCUAGAUACUUUUUAAGUUUGGUUUGAUUCUUUGCUUGUCAUGAUAACCUUUUUUAAAAUUUCACUAUAAAAAUUAAUUCCUAGUGUUUAAAUGGUUAUCAUUUGUGUAUAAAACUUUCAGUGAUGUAUGUAUGUGUAUUUAAACAUUUAAAGUUUCAGCUAGUUUCUUAAAUAUAUUUUAUUCAGCUUUAGGGUGAAUUUAAAUACAAAUUAUGGUUAUUGUUUUCUGUGUUUAUUAUUGUAUAUUGUUUAAGUAUUAAUGUGUAAAAUUGUUGCCGAUAUAAAAGUGCAUAUAUUACUUUCUUAAUUUUUUGACUAUGUAGUAUCUGUUUUUGGAAAUUCUACAACUGUUUUAAGAGAUCCCAUUCUGUUCUGUUCAGAUUUUUGAAUUUGGUUGGAGAAAAUUAUGUAUGUAUCUUAUUUUUUUAGACUUAUGGUGUUUUAUUUUGGAUGUGUCCUGUUUUCGGUUUGAAAAAGUUCAUAUCUUAAUAAUGAUUAUUUUUGAUUCUGUGUGCAAUGAUAGUUUAUAUGAAUAGUAAGGUUUUCCACAAAUUUUGUCAUCUCGAGAUGACUUAACUUGAAUAACAGACACAGAUUUGGGCAAAAACUGAGUAACUAUUAGUUGAUUUACUUCACAGUGGAUAUUGUGAUGAAAAAUAUAUUUAAAAAAAUGACCAACCUAUACAUUGAGCAUAAAAAUAAAUCACAGAGAGAGUGCCUGUCUUGAAUAUCACAAAGUUGAAAUUUCUGUGCCAUGCAUUAAUUUAAUUUAAUUUAAUUUAAAAUAGGUUGCAGGUUCUUUUUUUAAUAGAAAUCUGCGAAGUUAUUUGUCGAAACUUCAAUCAAGCAGUUUUGCAAAACUUGGGCAGCUAUUUUUUCUUUCAGUAGUUUGAAAUUGUUUGAAGUGCAUGAGGAGCUCUAUGUCCUUUUUUUUUCUUCAAAAAAAGCCCUUAUAUUUGAACAUCUGAAAAUUUUUUUUUAGCACACUUAGCUUUUUGGUUGUUUGCCUUUGUUAUUUUCUAAUUAUUUUUUUAUUUUUUGCUGGAAUGCAAAAUCUUUGUUCUAGUUAUAGUUUAUUUCCACCUUUUCUAUUUGUCUUGUUACAAAUACUUCACAUGUGUUUCUUAUUAAAAGAUUUUGAGAAAAAAAAAUUAAAAACUUUGUAGCUGAGUGUAUCAAUGAUUUUGUAGAUGUAAUCUAAUGAUUUACCGUGGUCAUUUCUUUCUAAAAAUUAGGUAUGGCAAUAUUAGGAGUGAGUCAUUUUUUUUUGUUUCAGAAAGAACACGUAAAAUUUAGCUUAAUUGCUAAGAUUACAAUGAUUAUAAAUGCAUCAACAUAUUUGCUGCUUUGCUUGGGUGGUGGGUUUAAUAAACUUUUUUCAUGCACUGGGUUACUAUGUUUUUUUUCUCCACUGAGUUAAGAUGUUUUUUUUUUGGCAAAAUAAUAGUUAACUCUCUAUUUGGUAAUGUCAGGGUAAAGUUGCAAUGUGUCUAUUGGUUAUUGAAGUCUUGAACUGAUUCACCUAAUUGCUAGUAUUUAAUUAAAAAUUUUGGAAAAAUAAGAGAAGUUAUAAGUAAACAUUAAAACAUCACUUUAAAGUUUUAAUUUAUUAUGGUACACAUGUUUUAAAUCUGUUUUACAAUAGAGUAUCCACUGUGAAGAAUUCGUAAAUUUUGCAUCACAGUGUUUUCCUGUUUAGCAAUUUGCCAUUGUUAGCAAAUGUGUCGCAGUUUUUUUCAUUUUUUGCAUUUUUUUUAUACUAGAAGUGGAAUAUAAAGUUACAUACAUAAGUUGCUGUACAAUUUUUUUUAACCUUCACUGUUUGGGGCCUGUGGUAUAAGCUGUAAAAAACAAAUAAAGCAUUUAU
This is a messenger RNA of Bacillus rossius redtenbacheri, 4736 nucleotides long. Its product is annotated as RCC1 and BTB domain-containing protein 1-like. NCBI's taxonomy places the organism in Eukaryota, Metazoa, Arthropoda, Insecta, Phasmatodea, Bacillidae. Gene Ontology annotation, molecular function: protein binding. The record is from RefSeq and is a predicted model, not a curated record. The coding region runs from base 374 to 1963 and encodes 529 amino acids. The transcript is spliced from 12 exons.